This is a messenger RNA of Dioscorea cayenensis subsp. rotundata (Guinea yam), 1357 nucleotides long. Its product is annotated as RHOMBOID-like protein 1. Gene Ontology annotation, biological process: proteolysis. The record is from RefSeq and is a predicted model, not a curated record. Gene Ontology annotation, cellular component: membrane. The transcript is spliced from 6 exons. Gene Ontology annotation, molecular function: serine-type endopeptidase activity. NCBI's taxonomy places the organism in Eukaryota, Viridiplantae, Streptophyta, Magnoliopsida, Dioscoreales, Dioscoreaceae. The coding region runs from base 61 to 1206 and encodes 381 amino acids.
CCCAAAUUCCCAUUCAUGGUGUUUUCCUGAGAGCUCUUCUCCGAGCCACGAAGGACGACGAUGGAGGCCAGAGCUCCGGCGCCGGCGCCGGAGAGACGAGGGGACAACGCCAUCCACCCGCUGGUGAUCAGCACCUCCACUUCCACCUCUCACCGCUCCUCAUCGUUGACGAGGUCUCACCAACCAUUCAAAAGAUGGAUCCCUUGGCUCAUCCCAUCCUUCCUCGUUGUAAACAUCAUCGUUUUCGUUGUCACCAUGUACGUUAACAAUUGCCCUAAGAACUCCUCCUCUUGCUUCGCUAGAUUCCUCGGCAGGUUCUCCUUUCAGCGCCUCAAGGAGAACCCCCUCAUCGGCCCCUCCUCCGCCACGCUACUGAAGAUGGGGGGUUUAUAUUAUUCUAAUGUGGUCAAAAGGCAUCAAGGGUGGCGGCUAGUCACUUGCAUUUGGCUGCAUGGUGGCGUUGUUCAUAUACUUGCCAAUAUGUUGAGCCUUUUAUUUAUUGGAAUUCGUCUUGAGCAAGAAUUUGGGUUUGUAAGAAUCGGGCUGCUCUAUCUUAUCUCUGGGCUUGGUGGGUCUGUGAUGUCUGCUCUAUUUUUACAAGGCUCUAUCUCAGUUGGUGCUUCAGGUGCUCUUUUCGGAUUGCUAGGAGCCAUGCUAUCAGAACUCAUAACAAACUGGACGAUUUAUGUAAAUAAGUUUGCAGCACUGUUUACCCUGGUGUUCAUAGUAGUAGUUAACUUGGCUGUUGGGAUCCUCCCCCAUGUGGACAACUUUGCUCAUAUCGGAGGAUUUAUUUCAGGCUUCCUUCUUGGGUUUGUCUUUCUAAUUCGUCCUCAGUUUGGAUGGGUUAGCAGAAAGCAUGCCUCUCUUGGAUAUCCUCCUGGUUCAGUUAGACGCAAGCACAAGAAAUAUCAGUACAUAUUGUGGAUAAUGGCUGCCUUCCUAUUAAUCUCCGGGUUCACCGUCGGCCUGGUUAUGCUUUUCCGAGGGGUUGAUGCGAACAAGCAUUGCUCAUGGUGCCACUACUUGAGUUGUGUCCCCACCUCAAAAUGGAGUUGCAAGGCACAGUCUUCAUUCUGCACGGUAAUUCAAACUGCAAAUCGCUUGAACUUGACAUGCGACUCCAGUGGAACAACCAAAAUCUACUCAUUAUCUAAUACAACUGAGAGCCAGAUAAAUGAGCUAUGUUACCAGCUUUGCACUUGAGUUGCAUCACUCUUGUACAUCUUCAGGUUUCCUUAUUCUUUAUGCAAUCCUUCAAUAUACACUACAUUACCUGUUUUACUGUAUGAAAACUAUUUAGUUGCUUCUCAGUACAUCUUAUUCAUUACGUGCCAUGACUUUUCUUUAACUUCAA